Messenger RNA from Entrophospora candida, 265 nucleotides. NCBI's taxonomy places the organism in Eukaryota, Fungi, Glomeromycota, Glomeromycetes, Entrophosporales, Entrophosporaceae. The record is from the annotation of a GenBank genome assembly.
GCAAAAAGAAGCAAAAGUUGGUUAUUUGACAGCAUUAAGUGACCCAAUAGAUGUAUAUUCUGAAUGGGUUUAUUAUACUGAUGAAACUGUGGAAAAAGAUAGUGGCAGUAUAGUGUCUUAUCCUAAUAGUGAUGUUAUGAAUUCAUUAGUAGCUACACCUGAAAUUUCAUAUCAAGAUGAACAUGAAUGUAAAGUUCCAAUCAUGCCAGCUCCUGUUGAUGAAAAUGAAAUUGAUCCACCGCCAAUUUUUAUUACUAAUAAUGAA